Molecule: messenger RNA, 1542 nt
Organism: Trichoderma asperellum CBS 433.97
Lineage: Eukaryota; Fungi; Ascomycota; Sordariomycetes; Hypocreales; Hypocreaceae
Biological process (GO): carbohydrate transport; transmembrane transport
Cellular component (GO): membrane
Molecular function (GO): carbohydrate:proton symporter activity
Source: RefSeq, a predicted model, not a curated record
AUGGUCUCCUCAAAGAGAGUUUACAACUGGUAUAUUUCACUGGUGGCAGCGAUGUGCAUGGUCCUCUAUGGAUACGAUGCCUCGGUCUUCAACUCCCUCCAGGGCUCGAACAACUGGCUAGCCUACUUUGAUCUCGAUCCCAAUCAAGACACAUACAAAAUCGGUUUGAUCAACACGGCAUACACAAUCGGUGCUAUCGUCUCUGGCUUUUUCCUCGGCGGGCCAACUGCUGACUACUUAGGAAGACGAUGGGGCAUGUUUAUUGGCUGUCUCCUCACUGUCAUCGCGACCUUUAUACAGGCCUUUUCCCCAAGACACAACCUCGGCUGCUUUAUUGCCGGCCGUGUCCUUAUUGGCAUUGGCCAAGGCAUGGCUCUGACUGCUGGGCCUGUAUAUAUCGGCGAGAUGGCCCCGUCACAUAUCCGUGGAGUAAUCAUGGCCUUUUGGCAGCUCUUCUACUCUGUCGGGUCCUUUCUCGCGUACUGGAUCAACUACGCCUGCUCCCUCCACCGCAGUGCGCUUGGAGAAUGGGAUUGGAAGAUGGUGGUUAUCUUCCAGAUCAUGGUCCCAAUAAUUAUCAUGGUCCUGCUACCCUUUCAGCCCGAAUCGCCGCGUUGGCAUAUCCAGAAGCACGGGGAUGUCGACGCUGCAAAGGCCGCUCUUCGCAAAAUCCGCGAUACUGAACAAGAGGUUGAGGACGAGGUUAUGGCUAUCCGCGAGGCACUUGAGUACGAGAAGGAAGCAAUCAGCCAUAACUACAGCGCUCUAUUUAAAGACCCCUCUGUGCGCAAACGAUUAUACCUAGCUUUCAUCGUCAACGUUGGCCAGCAGCUUACUGGACAAGGGACGCUUAAUAGCUAUUCUACAGCUAUUUAUAAGAAGGUCUUUACCUCAACCCAAACGAUUAACCUCAUCAAUGCUCUUAAUGCCACCUUUGGAAUUUUGUUCACACUUAAUGCAACAUGGACAGCCGACCGUUUUGGUCGUCGUUGGCUGUUUAUAGUCGGCGCUAUUGGCAUGGGCUUGUGCAUGUUGGUUGUUCCCGUCAUCGGUCAGACAACUCCUGAUAUCGAUGGUACCAAGUCUAAAUCAGUCGGCAUCUCAAUUGUAUUUCUGUUAUUCUUGUUCAUCUUCUUUUAUAAGCCGUCCUGGGGAGCUACAACCUGGAUCUGGACCUCAGAAAUCUUUAGCAUGAAUGUCCGGGCACAGGCUAUUGGAAUGUGCUCGCAGAUGCAGAAUGUCGCCAACACUGUUUUCCAACAGUUCUUCCCAACUUUUCUUAAAAAUCAGGGUCUCAAGUGCCUUUACUUUUUUAUGGCUACGAAUAUCUUCCUCGCCAUCUUUGUCUACUUCUUCAUCCCCGAGACUAAGCAAAUUCCGCUAGAGGAGAUUGACGUCCUGUUUGGCGGCGCCAACCACGUUGACAAGGGUGCCCAGAUACUUGGCGUUCCCGAGGGCCGGAGCAAUGCCGCAUAUAUUUCUGAGGAGCAUAAGGGUGCUACUGGUCAGAGAGAAGUUGUGGAGCAGGUUGAUCGGGUCUGA